This is a messenger RNA of Cavenderia fasciculata, 3603 nucleotides long. RefSeq lists its product as uncharacterized. The record is from RefSeq and is a predicted model, not a curated record. The transcript is spliced from 2 exons. NCBI's taxonomy places the organism in Eukaryota, Evosea, Eumycetozoa, Acytosteliales, Cavenderiaceae. Bases 1 to 3603 code for a protein of 1200 amino acids. Gene Ontology annotation, molecular function: protein binding.
AUGAACAAGUCUCUCAAUAGUUUAAAAACUAUUGAAAGAUUAGAUUUACAUCAUUCUCCAUACUACUCUUUGACUUUUAUUUCAUCUUCUUUAAAUUCUAUAAGAUCAAAUUCCAUUGAUCGCAGUCAUAAUAUUAAUAACAAUAAUAAUAGUAAUAUUAAUAAUAAAUCACAAUCAGUAUUAAUCAAUAAUAAUAAUAAUAAUAAUAGUCAAAGAUGGAGAAGUUAUUUUACAUCAUCUAGAGUCAGUUAUAAAUCAUCAACUUUUAAUAUUGAUCAUAUUCAUUUGAAUGUAAAUGAUCCUACUUCAUCGUCGCAAUCACCAUUCAAUGCCAUCAACCGUAUCUUGAGUAACAAGAUGGUUGCCAAGAAUGGCGAGGUCGUAGAAGACAUCUCAAGUUGGCUCUUGUCACCACUUCCAAUCGACUCCAACACCAAUGUCAGAUUAAACUCUCAUCCAAUGAUCAAUAUCCGUCAUAGUAAAGCAAUGUCAGCAACUUCAACAACGCCAACAACAACACCAAAAGAGGAUCAUCUGAUUGACGAGAUUGAAUCAUCUUCUUCCAAAGUACUAAGCAAAAGAGGUAGAAAGAAGAAAUUUGGUUUUGAAGACAAUACUACUCAGACAUCAUCAUCUACAUUGGAUUUACUUACACAACAACAAACACAAAUCAAUAAUAUUCAACAAAAAAUCAAACUACAAAAACAACAACAAAGAAGUCAAGAUGAAGUCAUCAUUCCUGGUAUGAACAGUGAUUCUACUUCUACUACCACUACCACUACUACUACUUCUACUACUGCUGCCACUCCAACCAUAGCCAUUCCACGAGGAAGAGGAAGACCAAGAAAAUUAGUGACAGAAGAAGUUUUGUUACCAGUACAACAAGAACGACAAGAAGAAUUGGAAACUCGUUUACAAUUGGCAGAGGUUCACCGCGAGAAUAGUCUAACACUUUCAGAACCAACCACUCAAACUAGUGAAUACAAGGAUUUCGAGAAAUAUAAUCACAGUGAAUUAUUUGAAACUAUGAAUCGUGAAUUAAGUAAUGAUUCAACUAGAUUUUUAAAAUUAUAUUUAAAUGAAAUUAAAUUUGGAGCACAACCAAUCAUGUCUGAUAUAUAUGAAUGGAUAUUGGAAAACAAUAUUGAUGAUGCCGAUGCUUAUAAUCUCUUUUUGGAAUCGUACGAGUCACAAAACCAAGAAAAGGAGUUUGACAGUGUGCUCAAAGUGAUGAAAAAGAAAAAGGUGGAGCAAAACAUCGAGACUGUCCACAUCCAGAUGCGAUUCGCCAUCAAGGGCAAUCGAAUGGAACAGUGCGAACAGAUAUUCUCGGCGUUGUUAAAGUCCAAGUUGGUGCCUACAGUCGAGGUGAUUCGGUUGUUGGUGCGUGGAUUCGGUGCCAACCCAAUCGUCAUUGAAAAGGUACAAGGAUAUUUCCAAAAGUACUCGCAUCUCAAGACACCGGAAAUCUACAAUUUGUUUAUCGCCAACUCGAUCGCCAAUAAUGACACGUCCGAGGUGAAGCAGUUGUACCGCAAGAUGACCGAGAAUGGAGUGUUGGCCAACAUCGAAACAUACCAUCUCCUCGUAUCCAUGUUUGGACGUCUCGGCAAGUUUGAGACUGCCAGCAACGUUAUUAAUCGUGUGCCCUAUUUCUUUGCCUCCAAGGAUCUGUUGCAGUCUGCACUGAUCAAGUCGUAUAUCGAUCACAAUUUGAUUGGUCGUGCGCUGCGUUAUGUGUCCAAGCUCAUCAACUACACACGUGUCGAUAUUAUCCGUCCCCUCCCCCUCGGCAUUCUCUGUCACGCUCUCCUCUCGCGUGGCAUGGACAAAGAAUUUGAGAUCCUCUUGAAGCGACUCGAAGAUAACGGUCUCUUAACCCUCUCACCCUACAAUACAGUGUUGCGUCACGUCGCUCAACACAAGUCAAAGGAACAGUACCUCGAAGUGUACUGUCGUAUGAUCCAAACCAUCCGUCCAUCAUUUCACACUUUCAAGUCGUUGAUUAGUGUCGCCAUGAAAUCUGAAGACGUCCAAGGUUGCAAGAUCUUGGAACAACAAAUUCUCGGUGAGUUGUCCGACUUUAAGGUAGGAUUGUUCCGUGACAUUAUCAAGUUUUAUCAUACCAUGGGUGACUUUGAAGCACUCGAUGACACGAUUGACUAUUGUUUCAAGGCAGGUAACAUGGUACCCAACGGCAUCAACCAUAUCCUCGUACACUAUGAAGUAGAAAAGAACGAAGCGUUGUUGGAUUAUAUCAAGUGCAAGAUGAGCGAGUGUGAACCAUCCUUUAUCUCGAUUCAUAUUACAAAGACUAUCCAACUGCUACUGGUUAUUGGCAACUAUCCAGCUGCACUCAACUGGCUUGCAUUGCGUCAGGAACGUUUUGGUCUACCUAUUGACGAGUUUGCCAUCCUUCCAUUCUAUUAUUUCCACAAACUGCGUGGUGAGUAUGACUUGUGCAAGUACUGGCUCCAAAAGGCCGAUAACCACGGUGCCAAACUCGAGUCGGUCCCCCAACACUUUGAGACCUACUUUAAACUCAACCUACGUCGCGACGGAACAUUCGUCUCGUGGAAGGAGCACAGUGAAGGCAAGGAAUUCGAAGACGUCUACAAGUACAUCAACCACCCACACUCACUCCAUCUCGACAACCGUGUCAAAGAGGUGUUUGGUGAGACCAAUACCCGUCAAGCCAAACCUGAAGACGACUAUGUUGCCGGCAACAUUGACAUUGAAGGUUACUAUGAACCAACCAAGACAUACGAAAAGAUUCUUCGUGAAAAGGAAGCCGAAGGUAUGGUCGUACCACCUACUCCACGUCACGUUGGCCAGAUUGCCACCAACACUACCUUGUCGACCAAGAUGAACGGUCGUGUCGUCGAACUCAGUGCCACCAACAUCAAUAACCAGACAUAUGUGCACAUCGACUUUGCAUCGCGUAUUACCUAUCUCAUCAACCAAGACAUGCUCGACGUCGCCUUGUCAGAGACAUGGGAGCGUGAAGAGGCCGGUCAGUUUGUCGGCGAGUUUGUCUAUAUCUCGCUUCUCACCUAUCUCAUCAAGGCAGGUCGCGAAGCAGACUCUCGUGAAGUCUUUAUCAAGAUGUUGCGCAAGCAGUACAAGGCACCGAUGCCCACUAUCUUUAAGCUCUUUAAGCUGACCAAUGAAAGUGGCACGCUCUCCUUUAUCGCCGACAUUCCACGUGACAUCAAGCCAGCCUACCUCGACGAGAAAUACUAUUCCUUCUUGAUCAGUGCCAACCUCGAAAAGGGUCUCAGACAUGUAGCAAGUCAAGCCAAAGAAGAGCUCUUGGCCCAACCAGACUAUCGCAAUGCCUUGGCCGUCGGUUACCUCCAACAACACAGCUACGGAAUGGCCGAGAUGCUUAUCACCAACAUCAUCUACUCGGGAUCACCCCUCCAACUCAUGGUCAUCAACGAAUACAUCGAGCAACUCAAAUCCUCUCCACACAACAAUCCAAAUCAUUCACUCUUGGUCUUGAUGCGUAAGCAUUUAAUCUCAAGAUCGGUCAUUCCUCCACCUGAAUUGGAGAUUUUAAUUAAUAGAUCUGAUGAAACGAUCGUUCAACAAAGACUUUAA